UUCCUUUUAAUCUGCAUUUUCGCAAUUACUGUUUCCGUUUGACUCUUAAGCCACGCCACUGUUCUAAAGUUUUGCAAAUUCUUUUUGGAAUCAGAGGUUGUCAAAUUUGGGUGUUCGAUAUGAAUUCAGAAAGCGGGGUUUCGCCUAAGAUGGAAUUGGAAUCUGGAGUUUUGAAUUCAAAUAUCAGUAGUGAAAAUCUUAGAGCUGAUAAAAUUAAUAAAAUUGAUUUGAAGAAGAUGGAUGCCAUGCUAGAAAAACACUUGAACAGGCUUUUUUCCAAAAGCGUUGCAGCAAAAAGGCCAAAAGAAGCAUGGGAUGUUGAUACAGCCAAAUUGGAUAUACUUUAUUCUGUAGCUAAAGAGACUUAUGGUACUGUCUACAGGGGUACUUAUGAUGGCCAAGAUGUUGCAGUGAAAGUCUUGGACUGGGGUGAAGAUGGUGUUACCCCUGCGGUUAAAAUUGCCUCUUUAAGGUCAUCAUUUUGGCAGGAAGUCACCGUAUGGCAAAAGCUUGAUCAUCCAAAUGUCACAAAAUUUAUUGGAGCUUCAUUGGACACUUCAAAUAUUCCUUUACCAACCAGUUAUCCAAAUUCUAUUCCUUCCAAGACGUGUUGUAUAGUUGCCGAGUUUCUUCCUGGCGGAACAUUGAAACAGUACUUGUCCAGAAAUAGGCAGAACAAACUUCCAUACGAGGUUGUGAUUAAGCUGGCUUUGGACCUUUCUAGAGGUCUUUCUUAUCUACAUUCAAAGAAAAUUGUUCACCGGGACAUAAAACCAGAUAAUAUUUUAUUGGAUGCUAAUAAAAAUUUAAAAAUAGCUGAUUUUGGAGUUGCUCGUAUUGAAGCUAUCGACCAAAGUGAGAUGACAGGUGAAACCGGAACCUAUGGAUAUAUGGCACCAGAGGUUGUAAAUGGCAAGCCUUAUAACAGGAAAUGUGAUGUCUACAGUUUUGGUAUUUGCCUAUCCGAAAUCUAUAGCUGUAAUAUGCCGUUUUCUAAGCUCAGCCUUGCUACUGUGUCAUGUGCCCUUAUUAAUAAGCAUUUACGACCUAAUAUUCCAAGAAAUUGUCCAAGUGCCUUAGCAAACAUCAUACGGAAAUGCUGGGAUCCAAAACCAGAGAGGCGACCAGAAAUGCAUGAGGUGGUGACAAUGUUGGAAGCAAUUGACACAAGCAAAGGAAGUAGAAUGAUAAGAAAAGAUAAAAAUCCACUUUCUUUGUGUUUUUUACCUUCUGGUCGUUCUUAG
Molecule: messenger RNA, 1244 nt
Organism: Vigna radiata var. radiata (mung bean)
Lineage: Eukaryota; Viridiplantae; Streptophyta; Magnoliopsida; Fabales; Fabaceae
Product: serine/threonine-protein kinase STY46-like
Exons: 7
Coding region: 120-1244 (374 amino acids)
Biological process (GO): protein phosphorylation
Cellular component (GO): plasma membrane
Molecular function (GO): protein kinase activity; ATP binding
Source: RefSeq, a predicted model, not a curated record